Messenger RNA from Mercurialis annua (annual mercury), 1286 nucleotides. Its product is annotated as galactinol synthase 2. Bases 69 to 1052 code for a protein of 327 amino acids. The record is from RefSeq and is a predicted model, not a curated record. Lineage: Eukaryota; Viridiplantae; Streptophyta; Magnoliopsida; Malpighiales; Euphorbiaceae. Gene Ontology annotation, molecular function: glycosyltransferase activity. The transcript has 4 exons.
ACACAUAAUCUACAGCUUCCUUAAAUUUCCUCAUCUUUUUAUUUCUUCUUUGGCUUGUCUUCCAAAAAAUGGCUCCUACAAUGGAUCAUGUAAUAAUGGACUCUCCAAAGAAGAGAGCUUACGUAACUUUCUUGGCCGGAACCGGUGACUAUGUCAAAGGUGUGGUCGGCUUAGCCAAGGGUUUAAGGAAGACCAAAACCGCUUACCCUCUCGUGGUGGCUAUUUUGCCUGAUGUGCCGGAGGAGCACCGCCAGAUUCUGGAGUCUCAGGGCUGUAUUGUUAGGGAGAUUGAACCUGUUUAUCCACCGGAAAACCAGACUCAGUUUGCUAUGGCUUAUUACGUGAUUAACUACUCUAAACUGCGUAUUUGGGAGUUUGUGGAGUAUGAGAAGAUGAUAUAUUUAGAUGGAGACAUUCAAGUGUUUGAGAAUAUCGACCACCUUUUCGAAUCACCAAGUGGCUAUUUCUACGCUGUGAUGGACUGUUUCUGCGAGAAAACUUGGAGCUACUCGCCACAGUAUAAGAUUGGCUACUGCCAACAGUGCCCGGAAAGAGUUCACUGGCCGUCGGAGAUGGGGCCGCCGCCUCCCCUGUAUUUCAAUGCCGGCAUGUUUCUGUUUGAGCCUAAGCUUUUCACUUACUUUGAUCUCUUGGAGAAUGUCAAAAUCACCCCUCCUACUUCAUUUGCUGAGCAGGACUUUCUGAACAUGUACUUCAAGGAUGUGUACAAGCCUAUCCCGCCAGUAUACAAUCUUGUUUUGGCUAUGCUCUGGCGACACCCUGAAAAUGUCGAGUUCGACAAAAUCAAGGUUGUCCAUUACUGUGCUGCGGGCUCGAAGCCAUGGAGGUACACCGGCGAGGAAGAAAACAUGGAGCGAGAGGACAUAAAAACACUGGUGAAGAAAUGGUGGGAUAUCUAUGAAGAUGAGUCACUGGACUUGAAGAAUGUUCAUGAACCAGCUGAUAAUGGAAAACUCGGUUCCAUAAUCGCUGCGAUGACCCCCGCCGAGGACGGUGUGGUUCGCCAGAGGACUGCUCCAUCUGCUGCUUAAACAAGUUCAUUAGGGCAAAAAUGUGCAGCCCCAGUAAUAUGAUUAUGAACCAUAUAUAUAUGCAUAUAUAGAGUGUGUGUGUGUAUGAUGAAUGUGCAGUAGCAUGUCUUUGAGUUGGGUUAUUAUGUAUGGUUAUUGCAACCUUUGGCUGCUACUUAUAUAUAUUGCUGCAAACAAAUAAGUCAAUUAUCUCAAUGUGUAAUGCUUAUUAUAAGGUUAUCUUUACUUACUUUA